Molecule: messenger RNA, 2073 nt
Organism: Anopheles stephensi (Asian malaria mosquito)
Lineage: Eukaryota; Metazoa; Arthropoda; Insecta; Diptera; Culicidae
Exons: 2
Coding region: 789-1685 (298 amino acids)
Source: RefSeq, a predicted model, not a curated record
UAAGGUGCCGUACAAACGCUGUAAUUAGUAUUACGACACAGGAAUGAGCUUUAGCGUAUGCUGAUGUGUCGGUUUUUGUUGAGUAAUGAUAGGAGGCUUAUCCAAUUUUUUUUUUUACAUGUUAAAAUGUUCUAUUGGUACCUGCUAAAAUGGACUUUUUCCUGCUUUUAAUUUUACAUGUAUUAUUUAUGAUAUUUUGUCAGUUUUCUGGUCUCUGUGGAUCUUAUUGACAUAAAACUGGUUAAUUAGUUUAAAGUUCGAAGGAGCGAUCUGGAAGAGAUUUGAUAUAAUUUCUAGGCUCUAACCGAUCUCUAAAGAGGUUACUGUGUUUCCCUUCACCUAGAGCCGGACGAGUCCAUUACAAACAUUUACCAUGUCCUUCACCUGCAUAGUUCAGGCUUACUGACCUUGACAAAUCUACAGGAUCUCAGGAGUUUAUGGAACCUUCCGGAUGCACGGUUUCUGAUUAAUAAGUUAAUUUAAUUUAACCAUCUUCUUUAUUUUAAAUGACCAAAUAAUUUGCCCAUGUUAGAAAAAAAGAUCUUCACAACGUGAAAUCCGAGCGCAUCGAAUUGCUUCAUUAUAACCAAAAAUAACGACCAAUUUAAAAAAUACCACAGCUAACAAUUUGAAGCGAAAGCACCCGCCCACUGUGCCGGAGAUGUCUGUACUAAAAUUAGAACGAACGUUUUUUAGUACACCGGAAUUUUAGUUCAAUUCAAACCGGUGAAGAAAUCUGCAUCUAGUGCUCAUCGGGCUUUCCCGUCCGCGUUGUUGAUCGGUACAAAAUGAGUAAAAAUAUGGAAAGCGAAGAAACAAAUACGUCCGAAUCAGACUUCCAACCACAAACACUAUCACACCAGAUGAUACUUUUCUUCUACCACCGGCAAGCCAUCGCUCGUGAUUCGUGGGACAUUAGCUUCUGGGAAACGUUCCGCACCAACCAUCCCGAGGUGGAGCAAGACGCAAAAGCACUGCGUUCGCACUUUUUCCACGUAGUUAUGCGAAAUGCUAGCGAACUGGAUGGUCUACCGUAUGCGGUGGUUCAGUACAUCAAUCCACUCUUUAACCGGAUCCGGGAGGAUGUGCUAGAGUUCCGGGACCUUGUCGAAGGGACCGAUUACGUGUACGAUCAAGAGCCGAAGGAUGUGCCGGCCGGGAAUGGUAGCAGCGCAAUGCCACCGCUGAAUCUGCAGACAACAUGCGGUCCAGUGAACCUUGCUUCAACAUCCCGCUCGACCAAACGUUACCUAAGUCCGAGUCCCGAGCAGGUCAGGAACUUUGUCGCUGCGGAGCUUAGCGAAAUACUUUGGACGGCAGAGGAACGGCGCACACAAGCGUCCUCCCUGAGCAUUAACGAGUGUAUGUAUCGGAUGGCUCUGUUGACGAAGAAGCGGAUUCCGCUGAUCAGCUGCAUCGAACCCGGCAUGGCAUGCUACGACCGUUUACGGAAGGCAGGUUUGGUGGAGGUGCUAUCGCAGGAUGAUGAUGGACCACAAAGCGAUACGGAAGAAUCUACUCCAGAGUUUCAACAGGCUGGUGCUGCUUCAACACCCAUUCCGAAGACCGGUCAACGGCAACAGCACAGUGAGAGUCCGGCUGCUGGGAGUAUUAUUCGUAAGAAAAAUUACGAUUCCAUUCUGCGGCACGUUCGAAGCAAGCCGCGUAGAGGUGGAUUAAAAUGAGCGGGAUUGUAGUUAGACUAUUGCAACCAUUGCUCUUCGGUAGAGCAUAACUGCCGAGUUCUUCAGUUCCUAUUAAUUUACACGCCGAACCUAAGGCCAAGAUGAAUUGUAUUACAUGAGCUUGAAUAAAGGCAGAGUUACCACGCAACUACAGUUUGUUCACAUUUUAACGAACACAGUUCGCUGAGUUUAUUCACAAAAACCGAAUGAAAAAGGUACGACCAGUUUUCAAUCUCUUCGUUUCACAGUUUCUGCCUUUGUCCUUGCCUAUAUUCCUCGCGACCACGGGAGCAUUAGUGAGGUGAUGCAAAUGUGGAUGUGUUGUGGAACGAUGAAAACUAUUUCCCAAUUGUGUUUCCCACCACAAGGGUGGAAAAUGAAAAAAAAA